AUGGCUGAAAGGUACAUUAAUCUUACCUCACAGGAGGCGGGUGCCGCUGCCUUAAGAGCCGCAGACUUUAACAAUUCAAAAUAUGCGGCUCUUGCAGAAAGCAAAAUUUUUCAGCCAGUCUGCAUUGAGACCUUUGGUCCAACCGAUGCUCAGACUCAGAAUUUUCUGAAUGAACUCUGUAGCAGGAUUGUAGAAGUAUCGGGUGACCCAUUAGAUAAGAGUUAUGUAAAGCAAUCCUUUUCUAUUUUACUUCAAAAAUAUAAUUCUUUCUGUAUUUUGGAUAGAGCGUUAAAAUACCUGUCUGUACAUAGAUUAAAGCUGAACCCGGAUAUGAUUAUUACUUCCCUAUAG
Molecule: messenger RNA, 351 nt
Organism: Helobdella robusta
Lineage: Eukaryota; Metazoa; Annelida; Clitellata; Rhynchobdellida; Glossiphoniidae
Exons: 1
Coding region: 1-351 (116 amino acids)
Source: RefSeq, a predicted model, not a curated record